Molecule: messenger RNA, 1943 nt
Organism: Spodoptera frugiperda (fall armyworm)
Lineage: Eukaryota; Metazoa; Arthropoda; Insecta; Lepidoptera; Noctuidae
Gene: Slob
Product: slowpoke-binding protein
Exons: 11
Coding region: 394-1905 (503 amino acids)
Source: RefSeq, a predicted model, not a curated record
UAUUAAGACAAGUUAAGGGCUAUUUUACAUUACUGUUUUAAUUUCACUCUCUAACUUAAUUAUUCAUUUCAAUACGUAUUGGAUUAAACAUAAAACUCAUAGAUACACGUAAAAGAGUAGCAUCGGGGUAAUAAAUAUCGACGUGAGCCCAGUUGUCGGCUAAUGCCGCACUCGUAAGACUUCAAUUAGUCACUAUUGACAUAGUUCUGGGAGUCACAGCGGUACCGCCCUCUACUCCACACAUAGCUUAUGUUCCCAGCAAUUAAUUUGUCCAAGUUAUUCAAUCGAAUAUUUUUACUAUCAAAAAUUUACAUCUAGACAAGUGUAAUCGAAGUGCUUCCAAUAAAGUGAGUGCGUAAUGGUCUCCUGAACAUCGAAAUAAUAAAGUCAUUGAUGAGAAAUAAAUUAGAGAAGUUGCGACAGUGCAUAUUACGGAAAUCAGCCAAGAUGUUCAACUUGUAUCAGCAUAUGAAAGCGAAUAACGAGGGGAAGGAGCAGAAAGAACCAGAAACAACUGGACAUGACCGGUUUUAUCAGGAACGUCCUCGGAGUAGUUAUAGGAAGAAGAAGCGUCGUGGUGCGUGCAGGAGGGCGCAGUCUGCUGCCGAACUGAACCCUGAGUCCAUCGCUGCAGCCAACAAACGGAACGCGUUCAGAAUACGAUCAGUGUCUACUGACAGAGAAGAAAGCGAAGACGCUGGGAGACAGGACGAAGGCGAAGGAUCAUCGUGCGCUUGUAGCUCAAAAGAGAACUCUGAGCGUGCGCCGCUGGUAGCACAGAAGAUUGACUCUCUGGCUAAGCUGUUGUUCAACAAGUCGCUGAUUGGGACGGGAUCUGGGAAGUCUUCGCCGUCGGAACCUCCUGCGUCUCCAAGAGCCGGUGAUCGUUCGAUGGAGAGUUCAGCUGCAUUAGCCAUUUGCACAGAAUACUUGUCACAGUCACCCAGGUACGACUUGCUAUCUGCAUUAGGUUCUAUCGGGUCCCGAAUGAACAAGCACUGGUUCGCUAUACACGAUAACUCUAUUAAGACAGACAGACUUCUGACAUUGAUGCCAUUAACAUCAAAAUGUCCCAUUGAGCAAGGGGAACGUUCGAAAAUUCUGAUCAUGGAACUGUUCCGGGCUCUCCACCAUCCAUACAUAUACCCAGUCUUGGAUCUAGAACUGUGCAAUGGCCACGCUCUUACCGUCUUACCUUUUAACGCCAGAGGAAGCUUAAAAGAUCUAAUUUAUAAGAGCACAUGGAACGAAGAUUACACACGUAAGUAUGGGACGAUGGGGACCGGCCUGCCUGCGUGGCAAGUCGCAAGAUUCGGUCGACAAAUGCUAGAAGGACUGCUCUUCCUUAAAGAGAAAGGAUUUCCACCUUUCCGUCACCUACAUUCAGGCAAUGUUGUUGUUCAGAAUGGCGUUGCGAGGAUAUGUGGGUUGGAGAAUACCUUGAUUGGUGCGCAACCACGGUGUCCCAUAGCCCUGGCUGCACAGUUGGAGCACGUGGAAGCAUUGUCCCUGGGACACGUACUGUUCGAGAUGUGUGCCGGCACUGAGAUCGACUUGUCCUUGUUACCAGAUCUGUUGCCAAAUUAUCCUAAUGUGGUGGAGAUUAUCGAGCAGAUCUUCGGCCCUCGCACUCCUACACUGCAUGAGCUGCUACUCUGCGAACUCUUCAGGAAGAUCGACCUUCGAGAGAUGAAAGGAUCCUGCCUUCCGAACUUCAGCCAGCGUCUGUCUCGUUCGUGCCUGUCCCUGCUGGGCGAGGUGGCGCGACGCACGCCCGGCUCGCCGCGCACGCGCACUCCGCCGCGCCGCUCCGUGCCCGCCUCGCCAGCCUCGCCCGCCACGCCGACGCACAGGAGGAGACACUUCCCGGCAGACCAGGACUUCACUGAGGAGUGGCAGUGGUGAUCUAUUUGUAUUUCAAUCAAUAAAUGCUAUUCGUUACA